AUGCAGCAACACGCCACAUCUGAACCUAGCUCCUCGAGAUUGUCUCUUCCACAAGUGCCUAUCGAACAACGAGACUGCGACUAUGGCCCCGACCAAUGGGCACACUGGUUGCGUGAAUACCAGCUUGGAGCUUGGAGCGCACGCACCGCCCCGGCGCAGCCACCUCGUCUCACUCCGCAUCACAGUCCCUCCAACGCUCUGAAGAAUACCGACCGGGAUAAACAUCCCAGCUUCGCCAAAGAAGAGGGCACGAGAGAGGUGCCCACUCGCACAUCUCCUGCCAACUCCACCUCGACACCGCCCAAGCUCUCCACCACAGAUCCACAAAGAUCUCCCACCACACAAACAGAUCAACACGAUGCAGAUCACUCGUGGCAAUUCUUUCGCGACAAUGGAUGGCUUCCAGCUCCUCCGCUUCGAGAUCAACACCGCAGUCGUCUGAGAAAGGCCCUCAUUCGUCACAGGCUAACGGCGCCUCAGCAGCGACCCGCCCUGCGAUUCUACGUGCAGCACGCCAGAGCCGUGUUCAGAUGCUCGUCCGCCUCGAUCAUGGUCGAAAGCCCGGACGCGACAUGCAUGCUGAUCCUCGCCCGCGAUGGAGGCGACACUCAGGUGCAAACCAUGCCACGCGAAUCCAGUCUCUGCUCGCACGCUAUGCUGCUUGCCGACGAUCAAGUGCUGGUGGUCGAUAACGCAGAACAAGACUGGCGGUUCAGCGCAUUGUCUUCGUCGCCACUCGGAUGUGCGACCCUGGAAGGAAAGCCUACCUGCUUUUACGCUUCCGCACCCUUCUUGCUCUCUGAUGGGGGCGGUGGAGUCAAGGAUGGCGCUCAAGUAGGUCGAUUAUGCAUCAUGGAUGAACAUCCUCGGUACGAUUUUGGCGAUGCCGACGUACGUAUUCUGUCAGACAUCGCCAUGAUGGCAAGCAAGGCAAUCGAGCACGAGUACGAUAGCACAAAGAGCAUAAAGGUAGCAGAGAUGCAGCAGAGAACAAGCAACCUGAUUCGCAUGGUCGAAAACGGAGUGCUGAUGCCAAAGCCCGUUGAUCCUGAUCGAGCUAUUCUGACGAAACGCAUCUCUGCCCAUGGUCUUCAUGUCAUGGCGAUGCCUCUCAAUGUCAUGGGCCGAGCCUGCGUCGAGCUCAAGGAUUGCUUGGGAGCUGCAGCUGUGGCUGCAUUCGACGUAAGCAGCAUUCCUUGCGGUGAGUACGACGAUGGCUUGCCACUGGGCUCGUCCGCGGUAACCAUGGUCAGCUUCAGUGGACCUGAUCGCCUGCGUCCCCGCACAAUAGAGCCUCUCCUUCUCCGGAGAGACGUGUUUGCCAACGCUCUACGUUCCAUCGACGCACGAGCCGAUUCUCAGAAUCAAUGCAAGUUCUACGAGAGGGGAUCCAGUCAAGACGAGUCAUCGGAUACAGCGUCUGGCGGUGCUUCUGGUUGCUCAGAGGGGCACCUCGACCCUUGCGGCGAAUUACUUCCACCCAAGGACCAGGUGCCUUUCUACGCCGUGUGCGUGUGCCACAACCCCAAAAAGCAACACUGGACCAUCAUGUUCCUGGUCGCAUUCGCCGAGAUGCCAGACUUUGGCCGACAGGAGCACUUGUUUAUCGAAGCGGUCUCGCAGAUUGCAUCAGCAAGCCUGCUGCCCCGGCAACUUGCAGGCCUGGCCCUGCUCAAGUCGGAGUUCCUGAGUCAUGUUCAGCAUCAAUUGCGGACACCCUUACGCACUGCGCUUGGAGCGGUGGACCACCUCAGAAAUGCGAUCGAUCAGACAGAGGGAGGAGCAGGCAAUGCGGCCCUCGACCUGUCACCCGAUGGAACGUUGGCGACCAUGCUAGACUCCAUCGCCGGGUCUGCUCAAACGCUUAAUGCGUACCUGAACGACUUGCUCAGCUUCCAAAACGAAAACACGCUUCGGACUUCCGAACACGUCGUCGUCGACAUCGUCAGCAUGGUAGAGGCGAUUGCCGAUGAAGAGUGGGAAAAUGCGCAGCGUCUCCGACCCCAGCCGGAUACAUCCUCCGUGGCCGAGAGUGUGGAGCUCAUUGUUCGUUGUACACCCGAGUUGCGCCAUUCCCAGUGGUUGCUCGAUGCGAGGACGCUCGAAACGGCGAUACGCAAGGUGAUAGCCACCGCGGCGCACGUCACUCGUUCAGGCUAUAUCGAGGUCAUCGUCAGGCUUGCUCAUGGCGGCGUGUUUCGAGCAAUCGAGCCAAGCAGAGGCAACAGCAAUCUCUCCAUUGAGGUCGAGGUGCUGAGCACAAGCAACAGCACUGCUAACGACACUGCUGCUACCGUCCUCACCCACGCCUUUGGCAUCACCGAUCCGUUUUACCGCGACUUUGCCCUCAACAUGGCCUUGGUGUCUUGCAUGCUGAAACGAUGUGGUGGGCGCUUAUCCGUAUCUUCACAUGUCGAACGCAAGAAUUCCAUGAGGAUUUGCUUGCCCGUCCAGCACGAACCUUCGCCGCACGUUGGACGGGACCCAACGUCUAGUAUUUUAGAGGGCAGAUUCGCGGUCAAAACGGUGGCUUUCUACGACAUGGAGACAGAGGGGUUGAAGCGCCUGGCCACCUGCAUUUGGGACCAUCUGUCGUCGGUCGCCAAUCUCGUGUUGACCGAGGAUUUCAAAGAGGCUGAUUGCAUCAUCCUGCCCGAGGUGAAGGCGUCUGACGUGGAUCAAAGAUGGGAAACGAUGCUGUCGCAGUCGAAGAGCGACUCGAGAUUCGUCUUGAUCAGGUCGUCGUACCUUGUGCAGCAAAAGCAGGUCGACUCGUUGAGUGGCCGAGCUACGCUGCCUUUCGGGUUGCCGCAUGGCCCGAGCUCUUUUUGGUUGCUCGAGACAUUCUUGUCUGACGGCGAGCCGAUGCCGAUCUACACGAUGGAUUCAGCGCACGAGCGUCGACAAAGGCUAGCGUCUUUCCAAGGUCAAAGCUCUGGGAACAAGCUGCCAACAGACCCUUGCCACCCAGGCACGUGGGAGCACGGAGCACAAUUGCUGUCAAGAAGAGCGCACAGUCACGAUCCAUCCCCACCUCAACGUAUACCCUACAUCAGGACGCGCUCCUGA
This is a messenger RNA of Sporisorium graminicola, 3069 nucleotides long. RefSeq lists its product as uncharacterized. The record is from RefSeq and is a predicted model, not a curated record. Gene Ontology annotation, biological process: signal transduction. The transcript has a single exon. NCBI's taxonomy places the organism in Eukaryota, Fungi, Basidiomycota, Ustilaginomycetes, Ustilaginales, Ustilaginaceae. The coding region runs from base 1 to 3069 and encodes 1022 amino acids. Gene Ontology annotation, molecular function: phosphorelay sensor kinase activity.